AUGGGUAGGAGAAAAAUCGAGAUCGAGCCAUUGUCCAAAGAUAGAAAUCGGACAGUAACAUUUGUCAAGCGUAAAGCCGGUUUAUUCAAAAAAGCCCACGAGCUAGCGGUCUUGUGUCAAGUGGAUCUAUCAGUCAUAAUAGUGGGCAGUAACAACAGAAUCUAUGAGUAUUCUACUGUGGACACUAAAGAAGUAUUCAACUGCUAUGAAAGGAUCGUGCAAACUAGGAAACAUGUACAUGAGGAGAAGUCUCCUGAGGACUAUCUGGUAUAUCGCAAAAAACGUCAUUUGCAUGAACCAUUGACCGAUAAACAGGGGCACGUUGUGGGCACGGGCGCACCUUUGAACGAUGACGACGUUGACAAUGUUAUCUUGGGCGAUGACGAGAUUGAUGAAGAAGAUGGCGAUACCAGAAUGGACGACGCUGCUGAAGGGGAAACACCAACACGUCUCAGAAAGAAGCCUCGAACACGCCAAAACACCACUGCAUUAAGCAAGAGUCGAAACCCAAAGGUUUUCAAUAGUAAGAGCUCACCUCCUCCACCCCCUCCUUCACAAAUAUCACUAAAUAACGUACCACCUUUCAACAAGUACAAGAAACCAGAUAUCACUGUUUCAAAUCAUCUGCAGAAACUGCCAGCACUGAGGCUGUUGCAAAACACGCCUUCGCCGAACAUGGGACGCAAAGAAAAUUCUUCUCGACCAGUUUUGCGGGUACAGAUCCCCACUGAUGCCAAGGGUAACCAAACUAAGUCAGAGACAUUCAAUUUAGAUAUAAAGGGAUCGGGUUCUACAGACACGGCACGAACCGUAACCGCGGUUGAAAACACUAGCUCCUCAAUAAAUUAUUCAUCUACAAAUCAUACCGGAGUCAGCGGCAGUACCAAUGGAAGCCACCAAGGAGUCAGUCAUGCUCAGCAUUCAAUGCACAUUGGUACUGCUAACCAUUUAUUGCGUAAUCAAACUUCGUCAUCGUCAAAGCUCAGUGGCUACUCAUCGUUUCGAUCGCCAGAUUCGAGAAAGCCGACAUUGCCAUUGCCAAUAAAUUCCAAAUCUCAAACUUCUUCACCAGCAAGUGCCACUUAUCCUGGCCUCCCUAAUCCUUUGACUCAUGCAGGAGUAUUCUCCACCAAUAGCCGCAGCAGUAGUAGUGGGAGUAAUUCGAACCACAAUCCAAUCGGAGACCCUGCCACGUUGGGAGAACGGCAGACAGGCGGUUUGGGAAAUAAUACUGGCAACAGCAAUGCUGUAAACACUGAUAACAAUAACUUGUUUUCACCUUCUGUCAUAAAUCUUAAUUCAGGGAAUUUUUAUCCAGUCAAUCAAGGUUCUUCAAACAACUCGUACAUGAACUAUUCUACGCAAGGGUUCCCCCAACAAUACCAACAAUACAACACAAAUAAUCAACAUAAUCAGACUCUGCGAUUGCAACCGCAACUGCAACCGCAACUGCAACCGCAACUGCUGGCAAUCCCCAAAAGUGCUAUGAUUUCCAAUGAACUGGCGGUACAACUUCCCUCGGCAACACCACAAGACUCGGCAACUAGAUUCUGGUCGCAGGUGCCAUUGACACAGCUAACUCAACAGAACCAGCAACCAACGUCGCAACAACUCCAACAACUUCAACAAUUCCAGCAACUCCAGCAAUUUCAACAACUCCAGCAGCAGCAACAACAACAGCAGCAACAGCAGCUGCAGACCUUCGGAAACAACAACGCAAGCAAUUUCAAUGGAGAACAAACACCGGUAUCAGCUUUGCCGUCACGCUACAUGACUGAUAUCUUCCCAUUCCCUUCACCAUCCAAUCUCUUAGGUCCUCAGGAUUGGUCAACAGGCAUGACUCCCACUACUUCUCAAGUUCCACAGUUCUGGAUGAGUGGGUUACCUCCAAAUAGUGCUGGCGGCUUUAGUGUGCAACCUAACCAGCAGCAAACACAACAACUGCAACAGCAAUUACGUCAACAGCAGCAACAACAACAACAACAACUGCAAGAACAGCAACAGGGGAACUCUAGCUCUCUUGGCGAUGAUAAAGGGAAUGCCAAUGACGGAAGUAAGAAAGGAGCAGUGCGGUCAUCAGCAACCUCAACUGCAGCAGUUGCCGGAUCACGAGAAGUGUCUUUCAGUGCUAUCGCUGAGGAGGAUGAGAAUGCAAGUGCUAGUGGCAAUCCUGAUAGUGGUGCGUCUACAAAUGUUGAAAAAGGCAGCGAAAUCACUAACCAGAGUACUACUGAUGCUCCUUCUACAUUGUCGAAAAAGUGA
Messenger RNA from Lodderomyces theae, 2262 nucleotides. It is a transcript of the gene RLM1, whose product is annotated as Rlm1p. Gene Ontology annotation, molecular function: RNA polymerase II cis-regulatory region sequence-specific DNA binding; protein dimerization activity; DNA-binding transcription factor activity, RNA polymerase II-specific. The record is from RefSeq and is a predicted model, not a curated record. Lineage: Eukaryota; Fungi; Ascomycota; Pichiomycetes; Serinales; Debaryomycetaceae. Bases 1 to 2262 code for a protein of 753 amino acids. The transcript has a single exon. Gene Ontology annotation, biological process: positive regulation of transcription by RNA polymerase II.